AUGGAAGAGACUCAAUCGACGCUUUACACUUGGAGAGCUCCGCACUGCCGCCAACACUUUGAUAUAGCGCGGCGAGUUUAUGAUUUUUCCUCUGGUGAUUUGCCCUUUAGUGUGUACAGAGGUUACAUUAAUGACAGCUAUAAAGAUCUGGUUUCCAUCAAGGUCUCCGAGCCAACCUCAGAUCACCAGAAUUUUUUGACAGAGAUUGAAUUGCUAUCAAAUCUACGUCAGGCCAAUAUCGUCUCUCUGAUAAGUUAUUGCUGUGAUGGAUCGGAUAAGAUUAUUGUACAUGAGUAUACGCCCCACGGAACCCUCUACGAUCAUCUACUGAACCCAAACAACGGCAACCCUCCGUUAUCAUGGAAACAAAGGCUUCAAAUCUGCAUUGGAGUUGCACGUGGACUAGAAUUCCUGCAUGCAGCUAACCACUCGACCGUCCACAGUGACAUCAAAAGCAAAAUCAUUCUUGUAAACAAGAACUUGGUUGCAAAGCUUUCAAACUUUGGUUUCUCCAAAUUGAUUUCAACAAGCCUGUCGGAAACAGAUAACCAUGUCACCACUGCUGGUGCGGACAAUAGUGUUGGGUAUGAAGACCCUGACUACGUUUACCUUCAGAAUAACGGCCUCACUGUUAAAUCUGAUGUUUAUUGUUUUGGAGCUGUUUUAUUCCAAGUGUUAUGUGCAAAACCAGUAUUUGAGUUAUGCGAGUCAAGGGUGGAAGUACAAAAUAUCUCCAAUUCAUCGGCCAGACGAUGCGUUGAAGAUGGUACACUUGGCCAAAUUAUUGAUCCUUGCCUUAAGGGUGAGAUCGCAGCAAACAGCCUGAAAGCUUAUGUGGAUGUAGCUUGUAACUGCUUGAACGACCGCGAAGAUGAGAGGCCCACACUGGCAGAUGUGGCCAAGAGGCUGGAGCUUACUUUGUUGCUGCAGGAGUGUACUGAAGUUGAUAUACCUUUCUCCCCAUCUUGGCUUAGAUCAAUUCCGUGGCCGGUGGAGGAGAGUGAAUCACCGGCAGAAAGCCAGGAUUUUAUAAUUUUAUGCUUAUGA
This is a messenger RNA of Theobroma cacao (cacao), 1047 nucleotides long. NCBI's taxonomy places the organism in Eukaryota, Viridiplantae, Streptophyta, Magnoliopsida, Malvales, Malvaceae. The record is from RefSeq and is a predicted model, not a curated record.